GGCAGCAAACGGCGCCGGCGACGGAGGCCGGAAGGCGUCGCCCAUUCUACUUCAUUCACACCCCAUUAGGUCCCUCAGCUCGCACCCCGCGCAUUCGCGAUGGCGGUGCAAUUUUGGCGCCAGGAUCCCGUUCCCGGUUCGGGGACGCGAACCAACUGCGCCCGACCCUCGAGCCUCGGUACUGGCCUUGCUGGCCUUGCUAGCCUUGGCUCGCUCAUGCUGUCGUGGCCUCCCUCCUCUCCCCUCAAGCCCCUGAACUCUCUUCCUCCUCACCUUCUCGUCGUUAUUCCUACUCCUAACGCACUUCUCAACUCACCAUGACGGCACAACGACAGUCGCGCUUCUCCAGGGUGGACCAGGAGAGCGUCAAUACGCUCCUCCAGGCUUAUACGGUCAGUGCCAUCGAGGAGGAGGGUAAUGAGAAGCCCUUCGUUGCUCCGGGCACAAAGGCGCAGCGCGAUAGAAUAUGGGUAGCCUGGACCGAUUUCUGUGAACUUACUAGGAAGAAAGAAGCUGCAAUAGACAGCCGUAGUGGUUUCGACUCCUGCCGCUUCUGGGUGGACUUCGCCCAGGAUCCAUCAAACCCAAACGUUCUGGCACCGAUCCAGACCUUUCUACAUAAAUAUGUGGAAAGCUCCUACAAGGAACGUGUCGUGCUAGGGCCUGAGGAGCGCGCCAUGGUCCGCACGGUCAACUCCGCUUAUAGCGUCAUUGAGGUUUGGCGGAGGCUCGUCGCAGCGGCCGAUUUCAAUGUCCUCCACGUUGAGCGGGCUGCGCUGCGAAGGAAUGGUCAAGCCCAGAAGGCCGGCCGGCUUGUGCUAAUGUGGGAGCAAGAAGGCGAGAAACGCGAGGGACCCGCCUAUUCAAUUGUCAGGUGGAUUCGCCAGACAUUAACCCCAACGCUCGGGUUGGAGAUGGGCUCGUCGUACGAGAAGGUCGAGGCAAUAGCAGCAGACAUUAUCGUCAUUCUUACAGCGCUGUAUCAGCGUGCUGAUGAUAUACCCGCUACGCCACUUACGAGGGUGUCGGUCCACCACGCGAUCCUUCAACUGGGUACCGGCGGUUUUUGUCCAGGCUGCCUUGAAGAUACCCUGUACAAGCAGUUCACUAUAUCUAUCGUGCGCGAUCCCGAUGAUCCGACCCUAGUGAAGCCCAUUGUUACAUACAGGAUUGAUCGGAACAAGAUCAAGGAGGCCGAGAAGACCGUCAAAUACAGGAAGAACACAUCCGUCGCCCACUCUACCACUCUCGUGCCGUUUCCCCUCCUCGAUUCGGCAAGCCUCGUGAUUGCCCGGGCGAUUCAGAUGGACGCCUUAGAUUUGGAUGUCAGCUACAGAUCCCUCAGCGAUCUUCUACAGCGUCCACGUCUUGGCGAAACCGGCCGCAUCGACAUCCCUUGGAAGGGCGCAGCACAUACCAACUGCGCCAUCCCCAUUUAAUUUAAUUUAUUCAUUUGCAUAGCAAAGCUGUGAGGGGGAACGAGUCGCGAGUCGGCGCUGCCGCGGUGGUGUGCUCCCGCUUCCGGGCCAUCGAGGAGCUGGCAGACAGGCUUCCGGCCUGUCCAUUGCGGUGGCGGCAGACACUUGCUCCAACGCGGGGAGGGUUGGUCCUGCCGCACCCCGAAGCUCGACAAUCGAGUUGAUUCGAAAUGCUAGUGUAGGCGACGGUCUCAAAACCGACGCAGUCCACGUUCC
Canariomyces notabilis is the source of this 1694-nucleotide messenger RNA. RefSeq lists its product as uncharacterized. Bases 318 to 1439 code for a protein of 373 amino acids. Lineage: Eukaryota; Fungi; Ascomycota; Sordariomycetes; Sordariales; Chaetomiaceae. The record is from RefSeq and is a predicted model, not a curated record. The transcript is spliced from 5 exons.